UUUAUUUAUUUUAUAUGUAGCCAAUAUUUUUUAAAAUAUUUUUAAUAAUUUAAUGAAAAAAUAAUCUUUAAAGAGCAUGAAAUACACAAUAUUCAGUAAGAGCUUUCUUAAAAAUGUUUUAAUUGGAUCAUCAGGAACGGCAUUUACAUAUUUGGUUUAUAUAAAUGUAAAACCACAAUUUCAGAAUUUAUUCAUGCCAAAUACAUCAUGUGAUAGCAAAGUUUUAAUGGAUAAAGCAAGAAUCCCUCCUAUUCCACCUAGAAGAUAUCCAAGUAGGGAAGAUCAAUUAAAUUCUUUGCAGAAGGAAUCAUUUGAUAUAUUGAUUAUUGGAGGUGGAGCUACUGGUUGUGGUGUAGCACUUGAUGCAGUCACAAGAGGUUUUAAAACAGCCUUAGUGGAGUGUGACGAUUUUUCUGCUGGCACUUCCAGUAGAAGCACUAAAUUGAUCCAUGGUGGUGUCAGAUAUCUACAAAAAGCCAUCAUGCAUUUAGAUAUCGAUCAAUAUCGCAUGGUGAAAGAGGCUCUUAGCGAAAGAGCUAAUUUACUUAAAAUCGCGCCUCAUUUGUCGAACUCUUUACCGAUUAUGUUGCCCGUUUACAAAUGGUGGCAGCUACCAUACUUCUACGCCGGUAUAAAAAUGUACGACUGGGUGGCCGGGAGAGAAUGUUUGCAACCCUCUUAUAUAAUCGGUAAGCGAAGAGCUUUGUCGUUGUUCCCCAUGCUUAAAAAGGACGAACUUAAAGGAGCUAUAGUGUAUUACGACGGUCAGCACAACGACGCCCGCAUGAACUUAGCAAUAGCCUUAACCGCAGUUCGGUACGGAGCAACCGUAGCCAAUCACGUUACAGUUACGGAAAUAAUUAAAGCGCCGGAAGUGCAUUUCGAUUCCGGUAUUCAUGUUGCAACUGGAAAUCAAGUGAUUUCUGGGGUCAAGCUUAAGGAUAAUUUGACGGGCAAGGAAUGGGAAGUGAAGGCUAAAUGCGUGGUUAACGCCACUGGGCCUUUUACGGACUCCAUAAGACAAAUGGAUCAACCUGACAUCAAGCCUAUUUGCAGCCCGUCCUCAGGAGUCCACAUUGUUUUACCCGAUUAUUACAGUCCUGAAAAAAUGGGGCUAUUAGAUCCAGCCACAAGCGAUGGACGCGUCAUUUUUUUUCUCCCCUGGGAACAUAUGACUAUUGCAGGCACGACUGAUGUAAAAUGUAAGGUGACUCACAGCCCUAUCCCAACCGAAUCCGAGAUCGAGUUCAUCCUCAAGGAAGUCAGGAAUUAUUUAACACCGGAACUGCAAGUUAGGAGAGGAGACGUUACCUCUGCUUGGAGCGGAAUUCGGCCGCUUGUUAGCGAUCCCAACGAUCUCAAGAAUACCGAAAAUAUAGCUCGAAAUCACAUCAUUCAUGUUUCCCCUGCUAAACUCAUUACCAUAGCUGGCGGAAAAUGGACAACAUACCGAAGAAUGGCUGAAGAAACAGUCGACAUAGCCCUUAAAACAUUUCCCGAAUUCAAGAAUUUUGCCGGCCCAUGCAUAACCAGUGGUCUUCUCCUAGAUGGGGCUCACAAAUAUACCCCAACUCUGUUCAUUCAGUUAGUUCAAGAUUUCGGAAUUCAAACAGAGGUUGCUCGACAUUUGGCCGAUACAUAUGGGGACGCCGCUUUUUCCGUUCUCAGGCUCGCACAAGUUACAGGGCUCAAAUGGCCUGUCUUAGGUAAAAGAUUGCAUCAAGAAUUCCCUUACAUAGAGGCUGAGGUUAAAUACGCUUGCAAAGAAUACGCCUGUACCCUCGUAGACGUUAUCGCAAGACGUUCUCGCUUCGCUUUCCUCAAUGCUUCCGCCUGCGAACAUGCUUUGCCUUUCAUAGCGGAAUUGAUGGCGGGAGAAUUGGGUUGGAACAAAAAAAAGGUGGAGCUAGAGAUAGAAUCAGCCCGAAUAUUCUUAUUCGAACAGAUGGGUCUGAAGGCUUACAGCGAGGUGCUUGCCAAAAAAAUUCCCGUUGACUUUGAUCCGGCUCAAAUGACGGAAUUAACUCAAAAAUUUGCCGAUUUGAGCCAAGGCAAGCAAUAUAUAACGGUCAAGGAUCUAGGAACCUUUUUGAAAAAACAUGGCCAAACAGUCAGUUACGACCAAUUGCACGAAAUGCUUAGCGAGGUGGAUUUGAACAAGAAUGGUCAGAUCGAACUCAGCGAAUUUUUACAACUGAUGUACGGAUUGAAGACGGGAACUGUGUCUAGCAACAGGUUUGCCUUAGCCGCCCAAAUUAGUGCGCAUAACAUCAGUGUUGAUAGGAGUGGGGGCGGAGUUUAAACCGCCAUGUCAUGUAUAAAGAUUUAGCUAAAAUUGAGCAUAAUAAUUUUUUCAAAAUUUCUAUUUUUUUAUUUAAAAAAAUUUUCCUACUUAAGCUAUAUUUAUUUAUCAAUAUUUGCUCUUGAAAUAAUUUAUUUAAAAAAAACAGUUUAAACUGUCAUUUUGCUUGUAAAUUUACUUAAAACUGAAAUAUUGCUAAACUUUUCGCGCUCACCUUUUUGUGCUCUUUAUUUUCUUUCAUUUUUUUGGGCUUCACUUUUACUAAUUUAUUCUUUAAUAAUUGCGAAAAUGUUAUUUAUAUGUAAAAAGAGGAAGUUUAACAUUAGUUUUAAAUAACGGAAGAAUAUUUAUUCGGCUGUUAAUAUUUAA
Molecule: messenger RNA, 2671 nt
Organism: Gordionus sp. m RMFG-2023
Lineage: Eukaryota; Metazoa; Nematomorpha; Gordioida; Chordodea; Parachordodidae
Product: glycerol-3-phosphate dehydrogenase, mitochondrial-like
Exons: 16
Coding region: 77-2302 (741 amino acids)
Biological process (GO): glycerol-3-phosphate metabolic process
Cellular component (GO): mitochondrion; glycerol-3-phosphate dehydrogenase (FAD) complex
Molecular function (GO): calcium ion binding; glycerol-3-phosphate dehydrogenase (quinone) activity
Source: RefSeq, a predicted model, not a curated record